Phasianus colchicus (ring-necked pheasant) is the source of this 2362-nucleotide messenger RNA. It is a transcript of the gene ELOVL1, whose product is annotated as ELOVL fatty acid elongase 1. Gene Ontology annotation, cellular component: endoplasmic reticulum; endoplasmic reticulum membrane. Lineage: Eukaryota; Metazoa; Chordata; Aves; Galliformes; Phasianidae. Gene Ontology annotation, biological process: fatty acid elongation, saturated fatty acid; very long-chain fatty acid biosynthetic process; sphingolipid biosynthetic process. Gene Ontology annotation, molecular function: fatty acid elongase activity. The record is from RefSeq and is a predicted model, not a curated record.
UGAAGUGUUGGUGUUGUGUGGAGGGAUGAGGCACCUGGAGACUUGGAAGCCCUUCUGCUUUCCAGUGUGGAACAGCAUGGAGCCCUUGAGACUCAGGAAGUCCAAUGCAUUUCACAUCCUCCUGUCUGGCAGAAAGUAAUGCUUGGGUCUGCUCUACAAUCACCCUUCUGCAGCUCUAUCUGAAGGCCAUAGCUGCCCUUCAGGAGUUGGAAGUGGGUGAGACUUACUUGCAUCUGCUUACUGAGCAAGACAUACUGCCACUACCAUGGAGGGGAUUGUGACUAUGUAUCAGGACUUCAUGAAAAAAGCAGACCCCCGCAUUGCUGAUUAUCCACUGAUGCAGUCCCCAUUCCUUGUGUUGGGCAUCCUUCUGGCAUAUGUCUACUUUGUACUCUCCUUGGGUCCCCGGCUAAUGGCAAACAGGAAGCCUUUAAACCUGAAGAAGUUCAUGGUGCUAUAUAACUUCUUCCUGGUGGGACUCUCACUCUACAUAGUCUAUGAGUUUCUGAUGGCAGGGUGGCUUACUGGGUACACCUGGCGAUGUGACCCUGUGGACUUCUCACAGGACCCCAAGGCCCUCAGGAUGGUCAGUGUUGCUUGGCUAUUUGUCUUUUCCAAGUUCAUUGAACUGACAGACACGGUCAUAUUUGUGCUGAGGAAGAAAAAUGAACAGGUCACAUUCCUGCACCUUUUCCACCACUCUGUUCUGCCCUGGAGCUGGUGGUGGGGAGCAAAGUUUGGACCAGGGGGAAUGGGAUCAUUCCAUGCCAUGAUCAAUUCCAUGGUGCAUGUGGUCAUGUACUUCUACUAUGGGCUCUCAGCAGCAGGACCUGCCUUCCAAAAGUACCUGUGGUGGAAAAAGCACAUCACAGCCAUCCAGCUGGCACAGUUCGUGAUUGUCUCCGUCCACAUCUCCCAGUACUACUUCAUGCCCAGCUGUCAGUACCAGUUUCCCAUCUUCAUCCACCUUAUCUGGAUUUAUGGGACCAUCUUCUUCAUCCUCUUCUCCAACUUCUGGUACCAGUCCUAUACCAAAGGCAAACGAUUGCCCAGGGUGGCUCAGCAAGCAGCCCAGCACAAUGGUAGCAGCAUCCAUGAGAAUGGCAGUGUCACCAAUGGCAAGGUUAAAGCCAACUAGAGGGCAGCCUGGCCCUCCCAGAGCCAAUGAGAGCCCCGGGGCAGAGGCAGCUGGGACCUGUUACCCUGCUCCUGGGUGCUACUAGCCAAGUCAAGUGCCUACAGACUGUUGUACCCUUGUGCCCAGCCCUGCUGUCCUCUGUCUGCAUGCCCAGCUCCUCUGCUCUGAGCAGCCGUGGGCAACUUCUGCUCUUGGGAGGGCUUGUGCUGUUUCUCACUGUUGUUGAACAGAGAGACAGCUGCCUGCAUCACAACUUGGGGCUGCAGUCCCAUUCCAGUGUUUCCAAAGGAAUUCCCCCAAGUGCCUGCAUCUGGCCCUUCUGCAUGGGGGCCAUUUCCUUCUGAGUAGGACCAAAAGAAGAGACUGAUCCCUGUCCUGGUGCCCUCUCCUCUUCCCUGGCUCAUUGGAGCCUGUGUGGAUGAAGUGACUUGUCCCUGGUUGCUUGCUGCUGCCAGCUCAAGUGUGAAUGCUCCUGCUCUACCAUGCCUUGUGCAACUUUGUUCCACGCCACAAUGCUGUGUGUCCCUUAUGGUCCCUGUAUACCCCGGUGGUGGUGAGGGGGUCCUGCCCUGGUGUCUGUGCUCAGGUGUGGCUGUGGAGAAUGUAGGGGCAGCAGGUAUGUGGUACUUGAAGGCCCAGAGCUGCCCAGUACAAUACACAUGCCUUAUGCCUAGUACGAAGUGGGGUUGUGACAGCCUGAAAUGCCUCUACCAUAUAAUAAGCCCAGGUUGCCUUGCAUUUCUUUCCUGUGCCUGGGUGGAGUGCUGAGCAUGUGCUUUUGGCCAUGCUUAUGUGUGAUCCAGAAUAGCAGCUGGUGGCUUGUUCUGGAGUAAGGGAGGCCAAGCUCACUGUGCUUUGGGUGACUUACAUUCCUGCAAGCUCAAGACUUGAGCAGUAAUUGCCUCUAGAGUUGUCUGCUGGGCUCUCCUGCCUGGAACUGGCUCUGCUCUGGUCUGAUGUGAGCACAGUGGAGGAUUGUUGUAGUGUACUCUGCUAUGGUGUAGUGAGGAACACCUCUUGCCUUUGUGGAUUCUGCUAGGCUUGAGUGAAGAUGUGCUCUGCCAUUCAGCAGGGCAGUGCAGCAGCUCUCCUGGGCCUGGUGCUUGUUGCCUGCUCUGACUAACUAAAGCUAUGUUAGUAGCCUUGAGGAUGAGGUGAAGGAGCCAGGCCCAGUCAGAUUGGGCUGCUCUUCUAUCACAAAUAAACAGACAGAAGGAGAAAUGG